AUGAACUUGCUUGCAAUGUUUAUCUUUACUAAAAUGUCGUCCAGAUAUGAAGUGCAAAGAGAUGGACGAUCUAGAAGUAAAACAGUAGAACGCCGCAAAGACCGCAGACACAGGAGUCGGGAGAGGACAAGGUCGCAGUCACCAAAACCUAAACACAGGUCAAACUCACACUCAUCAAAGAAGUCUAAACAUAGAUCUUCAAGCAGGGAGAGGAAGAAGUCUAAAUCAAAGAAAAAGAAAAAGAGGAGACAUUCUUCUAGCAGUAGCUCAAGUAGUGAUAGUGAUGAAGAAGAGUUAAAAUUACUGCAGAGGUUAGAGGGAGAGCGCCUCAGGAUCAAAGAGGAGAAGAAAAAACAAAAGGAGCAACUGAAAGCCAAUGAAACUCCAGAAGAGAAAAGAGCUCGAAGACUCCGCGAAAAACAGGAGAAGGAGCGCAAGCGGCGCGAGCGUAUGGGAUGGGACAACGAGUACCAAUGCUAUACCAACCAGGACAAUCCCUUCGGAGACUCGGCACUCACCAAUACCUUCGUAUGGGGCAAGAAACUUGCAAAGGAAGGCGUAAAGAAUGUGUCACGGGAUGAAAUCGAGGCACAGAAUAGACAGAAGCAACAAGAAAACAAAAUAGAGUUGGAAAAAGUGAAGCAGCGCCGGCUGGAGCGGGAGGCGGAGCGCGCGGCGCGAGAAGCGGAAGCAGCGCAGGCAGCGCGGGCCCGCGAGGCGAUGCAGUUCCACACGUGGGCGAAGCACGAGGACGCCUUCCACUUGCACCAGGCGCGCCUGCGCUCACAGAUACGAAUACGGGACGGACGAGCUAAACCGAUAGACUUGCUGGCGUGGUACGUCAGUUCGGAGGAGUGCGUGGACGCGUUAGAGAUGCACGAACCUUACACCUAUCUCAAUGGGUUGCAGUCACAGGACCUUGAAGAUUUACUCGAAGACAUCAAGGUGUACAAGGAGCUGGAGAACAACGCGAACGUGGCGUACUGGGAGGACGUGCAAACCAUCGUGCUGGACGAGCUCAACAAGCUGCGGCGUCUGGCCGCGCCCGACGCGCGCCGCGACGGCGUGCACCAGGCCGUCGCCGAUGACGUCACGCAGAUAUUCAAAGGCAAAACGGGUGCACAGCUGGAAGCGCUACAGACUCAGAUCGAGCAGAAGAUCAGCGGCAGAAGAGACGGUGUCGACGUGGGAUACUGGGAGAGUCUUCUCAGCCAACUGAAGGCUCACAUGUCCCGCGCGCGCCUGCGGGACCGUCACCAGAACAACCUGCGGCGCAAGCUGCAGCUGCUGAAGCAGGAGCAGGGCGUGCAGGGCGCCGCCGCGCUCAAGGAGGAACCCGCUGAGACCGGACCAGAAUCUACGGAGCCGGAGCCGCCUCAGGCCUCGGGGUCCCGCGAAGCGGAGGGCGGCGGCACGACGUCGGAGCAGGAGUCGGGCGCGGAGCAGGACGCGUGCACGUCGCUGUACGCGAGCGGGCGCUACUCGCCCGCGCUGCUGGCGCCGGCGCAGCUGGAGCCGGGCACGCUGCUCACGGAGCCGGCCGACGACGCGCAGCGCCUGGCCUACCUGCGCGCGCGCCUGCACGCGCAGCGCGACCGCGUGCGCGACCAGGCUCGCUCGGCGGCGGCUCCGACGGGCGGCGAGGCGCUGGAGCGCGAGGCGAGGCGUGCCAUGGGCGCGUCCAACGACGAGGUGCAGUUCAGCGUCGAGCACGUGCUGCCCGACCAGCCCUGCCUCUGGGCCGACAAGUACCGGCCCAGGAAGCCCCGUUACUUCAACAGAGUCCACACCGGCUUCGAGUGGAACAAGUACAACCAAACUCACUAUGACAUGGACAAUCCUCCACCGAAGAUUGUGCAGGGCUACAAAUUCAACAUCUUCUAUCCAGACCUCAUCGACAAGAAUUCCACACCUGAAUUCUCACUGAAACCGUGUCCGGAGAACCCGGACUUCGCGGUGCUUCGCUUCCACGCGGGCCCCCCGUACGAGGACAUCGCGUUCAAGAUCGUCAACCGCGAGUGGGAGUACUCGUACAAGCGCGGCUUCCGCUGCCACUUCCACAACAACAUCUUCCAGCUCUGGUUCCACUUCAAGAGGUACCGCUACAGGCGGUAG
Molecule: messenger RNA, 2115 nt
Organism: Arctia plantaginis
Lineage: Eukaryota; Metazoa; Arthropoda; Insecta; Lepidoptera; Erebidae
Source: the annotation of a GenBank genome assembly